AAAUAAAUAAAUAACGGGUCGAUAUGAAUAUGUCUGUCUCAGAUUUGUCAGUAGGAUGUCGAUUUGCAGAUUAUUUUGUAAUAUGUGGGCUCGAUUUUGAUUCAGGACUGGAAGCAGACAGGUUAUGUGGUGACAAUUUACAUAUAUCUCCUCUCGAUCGCUCGUACAAGGGGAAGGUUCUUGCUCAUUAUCCAGAAAAUGUUCAUAACAAUACAUUUGAUGAACAUGCAGUUUGUAUGCUUUGUUUACCAGCUGGCCUUCAAUUUAGAACCCAAAAACAUUCUUUAGAACCAAAGUUUCAUAGUUUUGUUGUGACUAGAGAAAAUGCAUCAAGAUAUUAUGGAUUCAGCCUUAUUUUUUAUGAAGAAGUUAGAAACAGGAACAUAUGCAGUGCAAUGCAUACACUGCAGGCAAUGUACAUCACUGAAUUGUCGAGUGGACAAACUCCUCCAGGGAAUAGAAAGGGAUCAGGAAAAGAGAGUUCUAGAUCAUUACCUAGAUCUUUUAAACUAGCGCCACACUCAGGAGCUGCACUAACAUAUUAUGAUAUAACCAAAGAUAAACUCUAUGUAGCCAAAAGUAUAGCACUUAUAUGCCAAUACCCUUAUGUUAGGGUUGCACAACUAUUCUUAGAUAAUUUAUUUAGGUCACUACCCAGACAGCCCGGGCCAGGACUUAGUCCUGAGUCCUAUGUCUACAACCUGCUGUAUGAAGUUCCAGUGCCAUCGCCAGGGCAAGCUUUACGCCUUUAUGUGCCUCCUUCAGAACCACAUCUUGAUCCAAUACCUGUUGUGAUAAGAAUGCCAAAUCCACCAGAGGAGUUACCUCUGCUAGAUUACCCUCUACGUGAGAUGUUUUCCACUUUGGGUGUGGAGUGUGUUGUCCAGUUAUUUACAUGUGUGUUGUUAGAACAUCAAGUACUCCUAAGAUCUAGUGAUUUCAACAAAUUAAUGCUAGUUGCAGAAUGUAUAGUAUCUCUAUUAGUUCCAUUCUCGUGGGCUCAUGUUUAUGUGCCGAUACUGCCAUCGCCACUUUAUCAUUUCCUUGAUGCACCUGUUCCAUUUGUGAUGGGACUCCACACAGACAGUUCAGCUAUGACCAUCGGUAGCAAUGGUCCAAGAAAUAUCGCACUUGGAUCCGAAGCAGCCCUUUGUUUAGUAGAUAUUGAUAAACCUGAUAUACAAUUACCAGAGGAAUUGCCAAUAUUUCCCCACAGAACACCAUUCAUUGAAGAACUUAAUCAUGUUUUAGAUAAGCAUCAGAUUAUUAGACCAGAAACAGAACCAACAAAACUUGGAGUGCCUCUAAAUGGCACAUCCUACAAGCAUAUGAACGACGGAAUGAGCAGCAGUUGCACAUUACCAUCAGGCGGGCUGCGGCGCAAGCACUCGCUGCACGACGUGCUGGAGUGGGACGAGGCGCGGCCGCUCACCGAGCCGCCGCCCGAGCCGCGCCGCGCGCCGCGCCGCCUCGACGCGCUGCAGCGCAUCGUCGACAUCGUCAAGCGCACCGGAGUGAAUAUAGAUGACGUCGACGCAGAUACAAUUAUGCCGACGACUAAGAAAAAAAUAUUAAAUGAUAAAGAGCAAUAUAAUGAAGAUAUUCGAUUUAAUAUUUCCAUAAGAGAAACUUUCCUCAACAGAUUCGUUCACAUGUUUUUGAUGUAUGAGAACUUCGUCAUAAUGCCAGACCAAGAUCGUGAUUCGUGGCUGUCCGCUCGCGAGUCGAUGGUAAACUUCGAUAAGGCUUCCUUUCUCUCCGACCAACCUCAACGACAUAGACCUUUUCUGUCGCGUUUUCUAGAAACUCAAAUGUUCGCUACAUUGAUAGAUAAUAAGAUCAUGGCGAACUGGGGCGAAUAUGAUGCAAACUUGCAGGUCUUCGAACAUAGGAUUCGAGGUGUGAGGGCGCGGCUGGGCGAGGUGGGGCUGGCGGCGCGCGGGUACAGCGUGUGGGCGGGGGCGGGCGGGGCCGGCGGGGCGGGGGCGGGCGCGGCGGGCUGCGACGUGGAGGCGGGCGCGCCGGGCGAGCGCCUUCCACACCGCGCCGCCUACUACCGCGCCUUCCCCGCCAGGCUCGACGCCGCGGCCCUGGCGCCGCCGCCCGUCGCGGACCGCAGAACUAAUAGUUUGAAGCGUAUUAAGAAUGCGAAAUGGCAGGUGAAAGAUUGUCCACCUGAGUUAUUACUUGGAGACAUUGGAAGACGACUUUCCACUGAGGUCACUCCGGCUGCUAUUGCACAAAAUAAUAGGACUUUCGUCGAAAAACUUCUAAAGGAAUGCAAAAGUAAAACAAAGAGAAUGCUUCUUGAGAAAAUGGGAACCGAAGAAAGCGAUUUGGGGUUAGGUUGCGAAGUUUCAAUUACAGGCGUAGAAGAAAAUACCAUGAUAGCGUCACUCUGUGACCUACUGGAGAGAUUGUGGUCGCAUGGCUUACAACACAAGAUGGGCAAGUCAGCUUUAUGGAUGCAUCUAACGAACUAUCAAGAAUUAGAACAAUGCAGCAAUUCGACUAAACCUAUUGAUCCAAAUUAUCUCACACCUGCGUUGGCUUGGUGUGUGUUACGGAAACGGCUGGAUUAUUUGUCAUCCGUUGGUGCUGAAGUAGAGGCUCAGCAAAGUACGAGUGCAAACAGGUCGCGAGACAGCUCUCGCGGAGGGUCGAGAGAUAGUUCUCGCGAUCGACUUAGCAACUCCGGCACUUUGGAGAGGAAGUCUUCCCAACCACCGAACCCAUUAAGACCUCUCCCGGAAAAUCUCACCUUUGAUAUGAGGAACGUACAAGCAAUGACCGAUAUAAAGACAGAAAUUGGCUACGCACGAGCCUGGGUGAGACUCUCGUUAGAGAAGAAAUUGUUAUCAAAGCAUCUUCGAGAACUAUUGUCUGAUACCACGCUACUACGAUCUCAAUAUAAAAGAACUGCAUUUUUACGCUGUGAAGAAGAAAGGGAACAGUUUUUAUACCAUUUGUUGACACUCAAUGCUGUUGAUUAUCAUUGCUUUACUAACACUUAUCCUACUACAAAAUUGCCAUACCGUGUGUUGAUCGUGCCAUCUCGUAAAGCAAGUCAAACUACGGCUAACUGCUGGCUAUCUAUAUCUGGCGCUAAUGGUGAAUCAACACCGAAAAUCCCUAUACCAAGAAACACGAAUGAGUUCGUGUUCCAUCACAAAAAUUUAGGAAUCUUGUCGACCCUCCGUAUAGGUCAUGAUAAUUCCGGGUUGUCUCCAAGGUGGCUUUUAGAUCAGAUAUACGUGAGGAACGAAGUUACGGGACAUACAUAUACGUUCCCGUGCAAUCGUUGGCUGGGUACGGGCGUAGACGACGGUUCCACCGAGCGAGUGGUCGUGGCGGCACGCGCCCGCGAGCGCUCCCCGCGCACCCCGGCGCCCGCGCAUCACGCGCUGUCGCCCACCACGCACCUCUCCACCUCCACCAUACAGCACAUGAUCGGUGAUUGCGUUAAUGCUAUUGUGAAAUGGCAUUAUCAGUCUAAGCGUGAAAAAGACGCUAAUUCGCUGAGUGUGUUGCUUUGCGGGGAAAAUGGUUUAGUGAAAUGCUUGGAGCAAGCGUUCUUAUGCGGCUUCAAGUCUGCUCGGCUUUUUGGCAAGAAUCUUUUCAUUUGGGAUUACUUUGCCAGAGUAAAAGACGAAUUCAAGAUGAGCUUAUGCGACGAAUCAAACGUGCAAUCUAAUAAAAGUUGCGGCGUUUCAUACAAUUGUAGACAGGACCAGGAACACAGAGCGAUAUGGAGAUGCUACUGCCACCUGUUAGACGAGAUUAAUUCUGUGGGACGGUCACUUGGAAAAGAUGGAAAAUUUCAACUUUUCAUUUGCCUUAGUUUACGCGAACACUGGCUCCACAGGAUGUUAGUGCCGAUGUCUCUGACGCGAGUUACGUCAGAAAUGUACGAGGAACAGAGCUUUUUGCGAAAGCGAGGACUACUCACCUUCUUGAGGCAGAUACUCGAACCCUUGGACGAAUUCGAUAUAGUUCUAGAAAAUUCUCUCACCCAAGGCAUUUAA
Molecule: messenger RNA, 4025 nt
Organism: Melitaea cinxia (Glanville fritillary)
Lineage: Eukaryota; Metazoa; Arthropoda; Insecta; Lepidoptera; Nymphalidae
Gene: pns
Product: DENN domain-containing protein 5A
Exons: 24
Coding region: 24-4025 (1333 amino acids)
Molecular function (GO): guanyl-nucleotide exchange factor activity; small GTPase binding
Source: RefSeq, a predicted model, not a curated record